AUGGGCAUCCUGCCGUGCGCACUGCAGUGGCAGCCAUCGCAGACAGCAGCAGCCCCAGGCAAGGCGCCUAAGAUGGACUACUUGGGCACAGUGCGGUCCAGUAGCAAUCCCUACGUGCUGCCAAGCAGCAGCAAUUGCUGCAACAACAGCGUGAAUCCGCCAGCUUCAGCAACUGGCUGCUGUCAGGAUUGUCGCUGUUGUAGACAGAGCUAUGAGCAUUUGCCCGUGCCACGUAUGCAGCAGCCGCCACAGACCCCAGCACCACCACCACCGCGGCCGCCGCCGCUGGUGCUGCCGCUUGCAUUUCAUUGCCACUAUCCGCCUCCAGUUCCGGCAUUGCCGUCGUUGCCACAGCCGCCAAUAUCCGGACCGCUGCCCCCAAGAGCACCACCAACACCGCCGCCCCGCAUUGUGUUGCCGCUGAAAGCGGUCGCUGCAGCUGCCAUUAGAGCGCAUCAGCAGAACGGCAAAUUGCCCCGUAACCUGCCCGCAUUGCGUGCCAUGGAGAUGGCCCUGCGCACCAACUCGUUUGCCAAAACUGGAGGCGGCAUACAGCCCAUGGAGGAGGCUGACAAUAGCGACUCGGAAAUGGAGUACAUGAUACCGUUACACAGUGAGUAG
This is a messenger RNA of Drosophila novamexicana, 621 nucleotides long. RefSeq names its product proline-rich receptor-like protein kinase PERK2. The transcript has 3 exons. The coding region runs from base 1 to 621 and encodes 206 amino acids. Lineage: Eukaryota; Metazoa; Arthropoda; Insecta; Diptera; Drosophilidae. The record is from RefSeq and is a predicted model, not a curated record.